This is a messenger RNA of Necator americanus (New World hookworm), 1104 nucleotides long. RefSeq lists its product as uncharacterized. The coding region runs from base 1 to 1104 and encodes 367 amino acids. Gene Ontology annotation, biological process: carbohydrate transport. The record is from RefSeq and is a predicted model, not a curated record. Lineage: Eukaryota; Metazoa; Nematoda; Chromadorea; Rhabditida; Ancylostomatidae. The transcript has 7 exons. Gene Ontology annotation, molecular function: sugar transmembrane transporter activity. Gene Ontology annotation, cellular component: membrane.
AUGUUCGAAGUCUUCACUCAAGGCUUCUCAUUUUUAAAUCUUCUUUCAUUAGCUGCAUUUUUCACUACCGUUGGACUAUUCUUCUGUGGAAUCCCAAUUUGCCGACAAAUAUGGAAGCGAAAAGAUACGAAGGAAAUCUCUGGUGCUCCAUUUUUGAUGGGUGUUCUAGGUGGAUGCUGUUGGAUGACAUACGGUUACCUGAAAAAAGAUCAAACCGUAUUGGUAGUUACUGCAUGCCAGGUGAUACUGUACUCGUCGUAUACCGUCUUCUAUUGGAUAAUGAGCAGAAAUAAGCUAUGGAUAACGCUGAAAGUAGCCGCUGUGCUCACGUUAUGUACAACACUUAUCCUAUCGGUGAAAUUUUUCGGAAUGAAAGUGUUCCAUCCGUUGGGAAUCAUCUGUAUGACGUUAAAUAUUGCCGACUUUGCCGCUCCAUUAGCUGGAUUGCGAGUUGUGAUCCGUCGCGGUGCCACUUCCACACUUCCGCUACCACUUUGUAUCGCAAAUUUUAUGGUCUCCUCAGAAUGGUUCCUUUACGGACUUCUAAAGCAGGACGUCUACCUAAUCACUCCGAAUGGGAUCGGCUCAUUCUUGGCUGUCUGCCAACUAUUCCUAUUCGUAAUCCUACCACGUAAACCCGGACAACGAUCGCUAAUGUCGAAGAUGUUCCACUGUUGUGCGCCCAGCGAGAAGGAAACCGAUUUGGAAGCACCCACAAAAGAAAUUAUUCCCGAGAUCACCGAAGAGGAGGAGAAGGAGGACGAUGGUCACCUUACGCUAGCGCGUCGUUGGUCGAAAAAGGUGAUGGCCAACAUGAACAGCGUCGCCGAAGAGAUCGAGCAGGUCAUCGGCCGGGCUUCGAUCCAUCAUCAAGACCAAUUCAUGUACAGCCAAACUAUCGACGACGAUUACGUAUCCGAAAGGACGAUAGGAACAGUGGAAGAGAUUCCAGCAAAUAAAUUGCUGGAAGCGCUCAAGCAAGGGGAUCUUGUCCUCAAUCCCGGCACAUUGGCACAAAAACUCGGCGCUUCUUUGCGCCUCGAUCCAGACGCACAGGCGGCGAAAAUGCGCCGCGCUGUAAGUUCACCAGAUCUUAGCGACUGA